GGUCCUAGAUGAGGUGGAUCAUCACUCUGCUCUGUGAUCUUGUGCACACCAAGGAAAUUCUUUCCACGCUUCUCUUUUGGUCUCACCGGUGUUUUUAGGAGAGAAAAAUUAGGCUGAGCCCUGGAAAGCAGUCACCGAGUUCAGAGAGCAGCAGUGUAGAUCCCCCCGUGUGGUGAUGGGUGUGUGGGUGAAAGGAUAGCACUGUGUCCCGCAGUUUCACUUCACUCUGCCUCUGAGGAGGAGGUUUAUGAGUGAAUAAGAGUUUCAGCUCCAUUCUGAGUUUCUGUACCAAACCUAUACUUUAAAAAAUAGAACACAACCAAAAAAACCCGUUGUUUCUAUUUAGGGUCAAUUUUUUAUUCAGAAGGUGGUUCCUUUUGAUUCCGUUUUCUCUUUCUGGUUAACUCAGUGAUGUGAAGUACGUGGAAAGGGCUCCCCCCUGGUUCAUUUUCUGUUCCUCUGAAAGCUGGUUUUGUCACAGUGUGGAAUUUUGAUGAUUUCUUCAUAAUGGUAUGUGGUUUCUGAUAGUUGUGUGUGCGUGGUUGCAAGGAUUGGUUGUAGUCAGGUAGUCACUGAGCUGAUGUCAGUCGCUGGUGGGUAGAAGCUGCUGCUCUGGGAGCCAGUUGCUGUGCCAUUGGCUCUGUGGCUGGAGCAAAAUACAGAUUUAUAUGAUGAUUCUAAAAAGCCAUAGGUUCUCUAUGCUGAAUAAGGUGUAAAUUUCAGUAUUGGGCUGAAAGAUCAAACAAUGUUGGCACACUUAUUUCGGGAGUGAAAAAUCUGGAGAAUGCAAUUAGUGGGGGUAAAUUGACCUGUACAGAAUUAAUCUGAAUUAAACCAAAUAGUACUGGUGCUGCAGGUUGAUGUUCCUCCAGAUGUUCCAGUCAGAGUCCAGAUGCUCCAAGCUCAGCCCAUCGCUGCCUGCAGCCUUUGGAGCUGCCCCUGGCUCCAGGCAGGCAGGUGCAGGUGGACUCACAAUUCCAACUGUCCUUGCUAGAAAAUGGCUUCUGGGAAUCAUGUUUCUGGAAGGUGUCUGCUUGGCCGCUGGUCUGGCUUCUGGAAGUGUAAUUGGGUUGGCCAGUGAGAUAAUGAGGACAGUAUUCAUCUCUGUUGAUUGGUAUUGUAGAAUACAUAAAAUUUGCCACUGCUUCCUCACUGGGAAUAAUUCCAGAGGAUGUUGUUUGUGACCUGCAGGGCUGGUUUGGAGCCCAGCUAUGCCACUGCUCUGUGGGCUGAGCAUUCGGUGGGUUUUAAAACCCUGUGUUUUUGGAUCCAGUGAGAAUUCCUGUAGCUCUGUGUGCCAUGGAACAAUGGGAAUCUGCUCUCCUUGUGUGGCCUAUGAGGAUUGAGGUGAGCAAAGAUGUAUGAAGGCUGUGCUCAGGUUCUGUGGAGACUUACGAGAAUGUGCCUGAAAAGUGGUAUUUCUUGUGUUUCUGUUCUGCUUUAAUUUUUUCUGCACCCUUUAGGGGAUAUUUGCAUUGUUUUUAACAGCCUGUGCUGGUGAUCUCUGUCAUUUCUGGGUAUUCAGGCUGAGCCCAGUCCACAUGAUCUGUUAAAACCCGCCAUCCCAGGAAUUCCUGCACUCACUGAUCAGAUUUCGGUGCUCAUGAAUAGUUGGUGACAAACUCGUGGAUUUUCCAGGAAACACCACUAUGAACUGGUUUCCUUGUAAGGAUGUUUGGAAACCUUGUGAAGAUCCAGGGUUGUAUCAUGAACCAGAUGAGUGAAAUCAUCUUCCUGGAAUUUGUGUUCAUUUGGGAUCUGGAUUGUGGUAAAAGGGUUCCUCAGCCAAAAGUUCCUCAUAACGAAUUCUGGUAAAGGUUGUGAUUAAGUUUCCUCUUGAUGUGUGGUGAUGGUGGAAUCAUCAGGAUGGGCCACAGGACAGUGGCUGCUUGCUGGCCCGAGGACCUGGGGUCCUCAGGGUAAGACCAGCCACUGUGGUUCCAUCCCAAGCAGCCCAGCUCCCAUGAGUGGGGUUUGCAGUCAGGUUCCUGUCAGGGUCAGGGAUGCAGUUCAGUCCCUUGCUCAUGGAUUCCUGGAUCUCAUGGGAGCUGCUGCUGCUAAUUGUGUUGAAAUGUGGUUUUGUCAUGCGAACAGACUCCUGCUGGGGGAUAUUCUAUGACUGGAUGAAUUUGCAUGUGUGAAACCUCGGAGAGGAGAAGUUGCUGCUUGCUUCCUGUCACUCGCUUGUGUUGCUGGCAGUAAGCUAGUUUCUUCCCAAAGUGACUUCAAAGAAAUGAAAUUUGUUCUGAAAUUUCUUUCUGAAGAAUGAGUUUCCUGAUGUUUCCCUCACAGCUUUUGUGAGGUUUGCAGGGGAAGUUGUGAUCCUCUCUUGUACUUCUGUGGAAUGCCAGUGGCAUUGCUAGAGGGGGAUGGAUCCCUGUUGUGGCUCUUGGUGCAUUCCUGCUUGGACAUAGUCGCUCCUCUUGUGGGUCAUUCUUGGGGUGUGACUGCUCUGCCUUUGCUGGGGCUUCCACUUGGCCACCUUGUGUGCUGUAGAUAUAUUUUUGGGUAAGAUUGAGGGAUGGAGGCAUUUUUCUCUUUAAAGCAGUGCAAUCUUUAAACCUGAAACAUGAACAACUUCAGCCCAGCUGAGGAGGAAACUCGACAUGAAGGGAGUGUUGGCCAUGGCCAAGCUGAUGUGUGUGUGAUGGAGAUAAUUCAGAAGCGUCCGGUUACAGGUACAGGUGGUACCACUACGGCACUGCCAGACACCCGAGCGCCCACACUCAUUUUCUGCAGCUCCCAGCCUCCUUGCCCUCCCACGCUGUCCUGAUGGAGUUGUUUCCCCUCAUCUCCUUGCCACCUCAGGGAAGGAGCUGGUGAUGUUCAGAUCUGUUCUCCCACAUUUUCCCUGUGUUUCUCUCUUUCUACAUUUGGCUCUGGUGAUCCACAUCAGAUUAUGGAAAGGGAAGGGCAUUCUUGCCAUUGUGGAUCCCUGCCAUGUAUUGGCCUUGGCUGCAGCUCUUCCUUGACCUGCUUGGAUCUUUCUGGGAAGCAAAGGUUUCACUAUAAAGAAUUUCUCCAUCUUUCUUUGCACAGAUCAUCAUGGCUCCUUCUAGCCCCGCUACUCACCCCUCCUGUUCCAGUAAUCACUGCCCCACCGUGUUCCCUCUGUCCAGAAGGAGCACACAGAUUCCAGUGGAUCAGGAAUCUGGUCCCAGAGUUUGGGAUCUCCAGCUCGCACGUCAAGGUGCUUUCGUCCCCGGCGGAAUUCUAUGAACUCCUGAAGGUGCAGAUAAAAGCAGCCAAGCAGCGGGUGGUGAUGGCCUCACUGUACCUGGGAACAGGACUCCUUGAGCAGGAGCUGGUGUAUUGCUUAGAAGAAACACUGGAGAAAUCACUGCAAGCAAAAAGCUCACCUGACCUCAGAGUUUCCAUUCUCCUCGACUACACCAGGGGCUCCCGGGGCAGGAAGAAUUCUCGAACAAUGCUGAUCCCAUUGCUGCAGCGAUUUCCCGAGCAAGUCCGCGUGUCCCUCUUCCACACUCCAAACCUGCGUGGACUUCUCCGGCUCCUGAUUCCAGAGCGUUUCAAUGAGACCAUUGGGCUGCAGCACAUCAAGGUCUAUCUGUUUGAUGACAAUGUGAUCCUGAGCGGUGCAAACCUGAGUGAUCUGUACUUCACCAAUCGUCAGGACCGCUAUGUCUUGCUGCGGGACUCUCCCGAGAUCGCAGACUUCUUCACAGAGCUUGUGGACGCGAUUGGAGACGUGUCCCUGCAGCUACGGCAGGAUGACACAGUCCAGAUGAUGGAGGGAAUGGUUCACCCAUACCAAGGGGACAAAGUGGCUUACUGUGAGAUUGCCAACCGGAGGGUUAUGGAGGUCAUCAACUCUGCCCGGACACGGCAAGAGCUCCUUCAUGCAAAGACUUUCCACAGCAGCCAGCCAGGCAGCUCCCUCCUAUCCCAGCAAGGCUCUCAAGCAUCUGGGAGCCUGAAACCAGAACCUGACACCUGGAUCUAUCCCUUAAUCCAAAUGAAACCUUUUGGGAUUCAAAUAGAUGAGAUAGUCACAGAGACACUGCUGACAGAGGCUGAGCGGGAUGCCAGGAUAUACCUCACCACUGGCUACUUCAACUUGACACAGGCCUACAUGGACCUCAUCCUGGGCACAAGGGCUGAGUACCGGAUCCUCCUGGCCUCACCAGAGGUCAAUGGGUUUUUUGGUGCCAAAGGGGUGGCAGGUGCCAUCCCUGCUGCCUACGUUUACAUUGAACAUCAGUUUUACAGUGAGGUCUGCUACCUGCAGCAGCAGGAGAGGGUGCAGCUGCAGGAGUACUCCCGUGCCGGGUGGACGUUCCAUGCCAAAGGCCUCUGGCUGUACCUGGCAGGGAGUGACCUGCCCUGCCUGACCCUGAUUGGCUCUCCAAAUUUUGGAUAUCGAUCAGUUCAUCGUGACUUGGAAGCUCAGGUUGCCAUAGUGACAGAAAAUAAGACCUUGCAGCAGCAGCUCCACCAGGAGCAAGAGCAGCUUUACCUCUGCUCAGGUGUGGUCUCAACAUCAACGUUUGAGCAGCCAAAUCGUUAUGUGAAACUGUGGGUGAAGCUGGUCACACCUCUGAUCAAGAAUUUCUUUUGAAAGAAGAAAAGUUGCUGCUUUGGGUUGAAGGUCCAGACGUAGGUGGGCCCUCGCAUCCGUGUCUUGUAGACGGGACAUUCGUAGACGUUGGUGGUGUCCAUGCGGUCCACGGGGACGGCUCUGAGCAGGAUGACCGGCAUCUCAGGCGUCAGCUCCUUCAUCCGCGCGUCCGCGAUCGACCCCGAGGGCACGUCCCAGCGCGCACCUGCAACGGCACGGGGUGCCUCGCUGGGCUUCAGAACUGCUGAUGGCUGCGAGCUCAAAGGGGAAGGCUGGGUAGAGUGGCUCAACGGUGGCUAGGUCUGUUCUCAUCUCACUGUGACCCAGGACUGCAUUUGCCUUACUGUGUGUGGGAUGUCUGAAUAAAUUCUGUCCCCACCCCUCCCUUCA
Messenger RNA from Cyanistes caeruleus (blue tit), 4969 nucleotides. Lineage: Eukaryota; Metazoa; Chordata; Aves; Passeriformes; Paridae. The record is from RefSeq and is a predicted model, not a curated record.